Molecule: messenger RNA, 1682 nt
Organism: Sapajus apella (tufted capuchin)
Lineage: Eukaryota; Metazoa; Chordata; Mammalia; Primates; Cebidae
Gene: NUCB2
Product: nucleobindin 2
Exons: 14
Coding region: 286-1548 (420 amino acids)
Cellular component (GO): extracellular exosome; endoplasmic reticulum-Golgi intermediate compartment
Molecular function (GO): calcium ion binding
Source: RefSeq, a predicted model, not a curated record
CGCGCGGCGGGAGGAGGGGCAGAGUGGAACUGUGGGCUGGGGGCCCGAGCACAGGUCUGUGCGCUGGAAGCUAGCAGCAGGCUCAACCUCGCGCGCCGAGACCCGGCGAGGUAAGGCAGGUGGCCGCGAGAACCUGUUACAGGUCAGUUUUUAGUGAGAAAACACUGGGCUAGGAGCCAAGACCCAUCUCUUCACUAUUUUGGUAUUGUGCAAGUCUUCUUAUCUCUUUGGAUCUCAGUUGACUCAUCUGUAAAAAGGAGAUUAAAAUUAUUUACCUGCCUGAACAUGAGGUGGAGGACUCUCCUGCUACAGUAUUGCUUUCUCUUGAUUACAUUUCUACUUACUGCUCUUGAAGCUGUGCCUAUAGACAUAGACAAGACAAAAGUACAAAAUAUUCACCCUGUGGAAAGUGCAAAGAUAGAACCACCAGAUACUGGACUUUAUUAUGAUGAAUAUCUCAAGCAAGUGAUUGAUGUGCUGGAAACAGAUAAACACUUCAGAGAAAAGCUCCAGAAAGCAGACAUAGAGGAAAUAAAGAGUGGGAGGCUAAGCAAAGAGCUGGAUUUAGUAAGUCACCAUGUGAGGACAAAACUCGAUGAACUGAAAAGGCAAGAAGUAGGAAGGUUAAGAAUGUUAAUUAAAGCUAAGUUGGAUUCCAUUCAAGAUAUAGGCAUGGACCACCAAGCUCUUCUAAAACAAUUUGAUCACCUAAACCACCUGAAUCCUGACAAGUUUGAAUCCACAGAUUUAGAUAUGCUAAUUAAAGCGGCAACAAGUGAUCUGGAACACUAUGACAAGACUCGACAUGAAGAAUUUAAAAAAUAUGAAAUGAUGAAGGAACAUGAAAGGAGAGAAUAUUUAAAAACAUUGAGUGAAGAAAAGAGGAAAGAAGAAGAAUCUAAAUUUCAAGAAAUGAAGAAAAAGCAUGAAAAUCACCCUAAAGUUAAUCAUCCAGGAAGCAAAGAUCAACUAAAAGAGGUAUGGGAAGAGACUGAUGGAUUGGAUCCUAAUGACUUUGACCCCAAGACAUUUUUCAAAUUACAUGAUGUCAAUAGUGAUGGAUUCCUGGAUGAACAAGAAUUAGAAGCCCUAUUUACUAAAGAGUUGGAGAAAGUAUAUGACCCUAAAAAUGAAGAGGAUGAUAUGGUAGAAAUGGAAGAAGAAAGACUUAGAAUGAGGGAACAUGUAAUGAAUGAGGUUGAUACUAACAAAGACCGAUUGGUGACUCUGGAGGAGUUUUUGAAAGCCACAGAAAAAAAAGAAUUCUUGGAGCCAGAUAGCUGGGAGACGUUAGAUCAGCAACAGUUCUUCACAGAGGAAGAGCUAAAAGAAUAUGAAAAUAUUAUUGCUUUACAAGAAAAUGAACUUAAGAAGAAGGCAGAUGAGCUUCAGAAACAAAAAGAAGAGCUACAGCGUCAGCACGAUCAACUGGAGGCUCAGAAGCUGGAAUAUCAUCAGGUCAUACAGCAGAUGGAACAAAAAAAAUUACAACAAGGAAUUCCUCCAUCAGGGCCAGCUGGAGAAUUGAAGUUUGAGCCACACAUUUAAAGUCUGAAGUCCGCCAGAACUUGGAAGAAAGCUGUUAACUCAACAUCUAUUUCAUCUUUUUAGCUCCCUUCCUUUUUCUCUGCUCAAUAAAUAUUUUAAAAGCAUAUUUGGAAUAAAGGAAAAUACUUUUUAAA